Molecule: messenger RNA, 4451 nt
Organism: Synchiropus splendidus (mandarinfish)
Lineage: Eukaryota; Metazoa; Chordata; Actinopteri; Syngnathiformes; Callionymidae
Gene: fbxl17
Product: F-box and leucine-rich repeat protein 17
Exons: 11
Coding region: 216-2180 (654 amino acids)
Biological process (GO): SCF-dependent proteasomal ubiquitin-dependent protein catabolic process
Cellular component (GO): SCF ubiquitin ligase complex
Molecular function (GO): protein binding
Source: RefSeq, a predicted model, not a curated record
UGACGGUGCGGAAGUGUUGUCCUCAGAAACAGCAGCUCCAGAUUCAGGGCUGCCAGUGUGUGAGUGAAAACUCUUUGGCGCUACAGCAGGCUCUUUCUGUGUGUUCGUUCGCGAGCAUUCUCAGCGUCCAUCUCGGCCAGCACCACUGCAGUAGUAUGAAAGCACCGUGGGCAGUCUGGAGAGCCGUGUCAACUGAGUUUCCUUGAAUCAUCUAUAUGGGCCAUCUUCUUUCGAAAAAUGGUUACCGCCUGAAGAAGAGGACUUGCAAACUAAAUCACAGAAAAAAGAAGAAGAGGAACUGUUUCCUGCAGGGCCCUUGCAUGCUGUGCUUCAUUGUCCACAGCAACAGCAGCGGACUUGACGACGACAGCGACCACUUCGAGACCAGCGUCAACGGCAGUGCGGGCCGCCACAACAGUGUCACUGGAAUCAGUGUACCUGGUGUUGGUAUCGGGGCAGCAGCUGCAUCAAAGCUCGCUGAGCGUUACGCAACUCUUGCGUCUCCAGACGACUGCUCCAAAUUCUUGUUGAAUUCACGAGAAUUAGCAAUCUGGGAAAGCCAGGGGCGGAGCCUGUUGUCAACAGUACCUGCAAAAUUAAUCCCGCCACCAGGUUUAUUUCGGACUGCUGGGGUGUCAGUGACUCUCCCCUUACCUGUGCCAAGCUGCACCAGUGACUGCUCAGAGAUGGUGUGCAAGAGGAAGUGUUCGGAGGUUCAGAGGUGCACCCCCUGCAAGCAGCCACGCUGUGCCUUUGCAACCCCGGACGGAGGUUUGGAAAACGGAAGCGUGGUGGGUGGCGGAGGAGAGGCUUCUUCCCAGGCUGAAACUAGCCACUGCCACCUCCCCGCCUGUCCUCUUCCCGGUUCCUCCUCCUCUUCCUCUUCAUCCUCCUCUUCUUCCACACCAGCUGCCGGCUGUUGUGGACCCGAUCUUCAAGCCGAUUCAGCUCAUACUUCAGACUCAUCAUCACCCUGCAGCUUUCAUUACCAUGAUGAUGGCCUGGCCAAAGAUUGCGAUGCCGCAGACCACUUGGGUAUCAACCAUCUGCCUUCCUCCAUCCUUCUAAAGGUGCUCUCACACUUGACAGUGAAGGAGCGCUGCUUGUGUGCCUCCCUGGUCUGUAAAUACUGGAGGGAUCUCUGCUUGGACUUUCAGUUCUGGAAGCAAAUCGACCUGAGUGGCCUACAACAAAUCACUGAUGAACUUCUUGUGAAAAUCGCCUCUCGGAGACAGAAUGUGCUGGAGAUAAACAUCUCAGAUUGCCGUGGGGUCCAUGACCAUGGUGUUUCUGCUCUGGCCUCGCAAUAUCCAGGCCUGCAGAAGUACACAGCCUAUCGCUGCAAGCAGCUUGGAGACAUAUCAAUUUCCGCUUUGGCCAAACAUUGCCCUCUACUGGUGAAAGUGCAUGUUGGCAACCAGGACAAGUUGACAGAUGGAGCGCUGAAAAAGCUCGGGGAGCAUUGCAGUGAACUGAAGGAUCUCCACUUAGGUCAGUGCUACGGUGUCAGUGACAUCGGCAUUGUGGCGUUGGCCCGAGGAUGUCCAAAACUUCAAAGACUCUACUUGCAGGAAAAUAAACUCGUUACUGAUCGGUCCAUGCAGGCAGUCGCAGAGCAUUGUCCCGAGCUGCAGUUUGUUGGCUUCAUGGGAUGUCCUGUAACAUCGCGGGGAGUCAUCCAUCUUACUGCUCUUCACAACCUGACUGUCCUGGAUUUGCGGCACAUUUCCGAGCUCAACAAUGAAACGGUCAUGGAAGUGGUGAGGAAAUGUCGAAAGCUGAGCUCCCUGAAUCUCUGCCUCAACUGGAGCAUUAACGACAGGUGUGUGGAAAUCAUUGCCAAGGAGGGGCGCAGCCUGAAAGAGCUUUAUCUGGUGUCUUGUAAAAUCACCGACCGAGCUCUGAUUGCCAUCGGCCAGUACAGCAGCACCAUAGAGACGGUGGAUGCAGGCUGGUGUAAGGACAUCACAGACCAGGGAGCCACACAGAUCGCCCAGAGCAGCAAGUCCCUGCGCUACCUGGGCCUCAUGAGAUGUGACAAGGUGAACGAGGAGACAGUGGAGCUGCUGGUGGUCCAGUACCCUCACAUUGUGUUCAGCACGGUGAUGCAGGACUGCAAGAGGACCCUGGAGAGGGCGUACCAAAUGGGCUGGAGCCCCAGCGCAUCCAACGCCUCGUAGCUUUGCUGGAUGCCGUUCGCUCUUCGACCAAGGAACCGAACCACAGAGACACAGUUUUCAGUAAUCCAACACGAUCAUGACUCUCAUGUCAAAUAUAGCUAACAAAAGUCACGCAUUCAUUUUAGACCUGUUUUAUCGUCUGGAACCUUUUUUUUUAUUCUUAUUAAUGCAUUGAUAGUUUUGUUGAAAAAUACCUAUAUGUGUGAUCAUGAGAAGGUCCUGGUCUGACCAAGAUCAUCAACGCAUGUCUCCAAAGCAAUUUAGACCGCAAGAGCAAAGACAUAUCAGCGACCACUUGUCCGACUCCUUGUGAGCGGUUUCUCUCUGACGGAAUUUUAUUUUGGGUUUCCAGUUCAGUAUUAAAGGAGUUGUUUGACCAUAUAUGAUGAGAUUAUUGUUGUCCAGAAUCAGAAAGUUGCAGUUGCAGGAAUUAAACAGCUUCUAUUAAGAGAAAAAAAGUGCAUGUUUAGCGUUAGAUCUUUCUCAAUAUGGUAGAAUGAUGACCUGUCAAGCUGGCGGUUGUUUCGAGUCGGUGCUUCUUCUGAAGUUGCCUUUGACUAAAGAUCCCGGAUCAGGUUUUAGGUUUUUCGGACAUCAAGUUAGCGGAAAUGAUGCCUUACAGUUAAGUGGUUGCAAGGUAACUGCCUUCCCUUGAGGAUCUUUACACAGCAGUCGUUUUGAUGUUGCACUGGGUGAGAGUUACCGCCGCGCACUCUGGAAGCACUCGCAGCCACUUUCACACCUGGACACCUCAGACAGGGCUUUCACGCUGAAGACGCCGAUACUCCUCAUUCAUGCCGCCUCCUCUCAAACUCGUGGAGUGUUUAUGGUUGGCUUUCACCAUGGCUCUCUUAGCAUGUUCACGUUAGCUCUCCAGGCUAUGUUGCUAAAUGACCGUAGCUAAUCUGGAGCUGAAGAAAUGUAUCAACUGAAUUAAGAAUUUGACAUCACAUAUCUAUUCCACUACUUCCUGAUUAAGUUUAUCCAUCCAGGGAAGAUUGAAACUCUUGCUAGCAUCAAGCUAGCGCUCUGUACUUAAAAGUAAUUGUUUCAAAAAUGCGUCAUUCAUGACAUGCUAGCUAGCAAGGCACCGUGGACAAUAACAUCAACCUCCAAAAGUAAGCAGCACAUUUUUCCUUCCAUUCGGUUGAAAGAUCUAUACAUUCAGAUAAGUUGGUUCAGCUGUGUCUCCUCACGUUCACAUUCAUUUUCCAGCCCAGGAGCGACAUGAUACUGGUGAGAAUGAGUACACACCUGUGACUUGCCGUCCAAAUAAUUACAGUAAUUAAAACUAGAUGUAAACUGCCAAACAGAAAGGCUCCGACGACCGACCCAGCUGUUAUGAGCAUCAUCAUUUUUCUCGAUCAAGGUCGAUAUCAUUGAGGGAGGUAUUGAGCACAACACAAGGAAAACAUGCAGGAAAGCUCAACUCCCAGCUUUUCUUUGUCACUGAAGGAUGUGAAACAUCUCAUAGUAUCAUAACAGGAGGAAGAUCAUGAAAAUGAUGCGAGUCAAGACGACGACUGCUGUGAAAGGAACCACCUUGAGAGAGGAAGCAUUUUGUUUCACCCCCUUCUUCUGAUAUAUAUAUAUAUAUGGAAAUAUAGUAUUAAAUAUAUAUACACACACACAACAUGGUGUGGCAUUUACUUAGCCUUAUAUUGAUUUGUAAGUAUUUCCUAGUGUCAUUAGCAAUGUAGCGGUUCAUUACGUUCAGUAGACUAGAUUGAAAAAGCUGCGAACACGACAGGACAGUUGACUUAUCAUCAGUGUACAGCCGCAGAUGCAAAUAUCCAGGGUAUUUUUCUAAGUAAGGACAUUAUACAGCUGCAGAAUAUGUUCAAGCAUAUACAGAAAAAGUUUCUCCUUUAUACUUCCCCCCUCUGUUUGGUUCAGUUUCUGCUCUUUUGUUAUCCCUGUAUGCACUUUUCCUCUUCUAGAAGUUCUUCAUUUGUUAAGGCAACUGUUAAGGAGUUGAUUUACAUAAAGAUGAAUAAAACACUACCACUUCAAACGCUCUGCUCUCCUGUCUUCUCUGUAUAAACAUGGCAAAGUCUGAACAAUGGGACGUGUGUCCGUUAAAUCUCUUGUUUGUUGGGAGGAAGUAGAAAAUGCUUUUUCUUUCUAAACCUGAAGCGUCUCAAGGGAAACCUGAGGAAGUUCAAUUUCUUCACAUCCCUUUUGUGAUCAGCAGCCUUUGGCCGACUGACUUGCUGGGAAACACGUGUCCAACAAGUGCCUUUUGUGAAGCCAAGUUUCAUUUGAAGACAC